This is a messenger RNA of Chanos chanos (milkfish), 2280 nucleotides long. RefSeq names its product solute carrier organic anion transporter family, member 4A1 (gene slco4a1). Gene Ontology annotation, cellular component: basolateral plasma membrane. The record is from RefSeq and is a predicted model, not a curated record. NCBI's taxonomy places the organism in Eukaryota, Metazoa, Chordata, Actinopteri, Gonorynchiformes, Chanidae. The coding region runs from base 1 to 2280 and encodes 759 amino acids. Gene Ontology annotation, molecular function: protein binding. The transcript is spliced from 12 exons. Gene Ontology annotation, biological process: sodium-independent organic anion transport; transmembrane transport.
AUGUCCCAUAUGUUGAAUAAUGCCACAUCAUUCAGCUCCAAACAGGAGCUCCUGGAUCUCCAUGAUGGCCCACUGGGACCCUCACUGGAUACACCAAGCCCUGUGGAGUCUCAAGACAACAGCCCUGUGUGCUCAAGCCCUGGCAGUCCAGUCAGAGAACUCUCCGGGUUUGGUUCCAGAACCAGCCAGGCAGGGAACGAAUCAACAGACCCCGUGUCUGGAGUGAAAUUCAUCCCUACAGACUCUGAGCAUUUGUGUGGAUGGGGGGCUUUGACCCCUCAUGCCAUCCAGACAUUCAACACCCCACGCUGGGUGCUUUUCUUCCUCUCUGUGGCGUCUUUCCUCCAAGGGAUGAUCAUCAAUGGUUUUAUCAACACUGUGGUGACCUCCAUUGAACGGCGGUUUGACCUGCGCAGUUACCAGGCAGGCCUCAUCGCGAGUUCUUACGACAUUGCUGCCUGUUUGUGCUUGGUGUUUGUCAGCUACUUUGGAGGCACAGGGCACAAGCCUCGGUGGUUGGGCUGGGGUGUGCUGAUCAUGUCCCUGGGUUCACUAGUGUUUGCACUGCCACAUUUCACCACACAACCGUACCAAGUCAAAGUGCCUGAAGACACCGGCCUCUGUUCCUCUAAUUACACACAUUCAUGCGGAGACAGCGAUGGAGCCGGGCUGUCGGAUUACCGCUACGUCUUCAUGCUGGGGCAGUUUCUCCAUGGUGUUGGGGCCACCCCACUUUACACUCUGGGGGUCACCUAUUUGGAUGAAAAUGUAAAGACCACUUACGCACCUGUUUACAUCGGGAUCUUCUAUUCUGCUGCCGUUGUUGGACCUGCGGCCGGAUAUCUGCUAGGAGGAUUCUUUCUCAAUAUAUACACAGAAAUCAACCAAACGACAGAACUGACGCCGGAGAGCCCACUUUGGGUGGGGGCAUGGUGGAUUGGGUUUCUGGCAGGGGGUGCCGCAGCUCUGAUCAUCGCUAUACCCAUUCUAGGAUACCCAAGACAACUCCCAGGCUCACAGCGGUAUGUGGCUAUGCGUGUGUCUGAAGCCCACCAACUGAAAGAUGGGAGUCAGGUGACAGCGUCUGACCCACAGUUUGGAAAAACAGUAAAGGACAUGCCCAGGUCAGUAUUACUCCUCCUGAAGAAUCCCACCUUUAUAUUCCUGUGCUUGGCGGGUGCAACAGAGGCCACACUCAUUGCUGGCAUGUCCACCUUUGGCCCCAAGUUUCUAGAGUCCCAGUUCAGCCUGAGCGCCUCUGAGGCUGCAACGUGGUUCGGUUACAUUGUGGUGCCUGCUGGAGGAGGGGGCACGCUGUUGGGGGGAUACAUUGUGAAGAAGCUGAACCUGCGUUGCCGUGGCAUCAUUCGUUUCUGCAUGGUAUGCGCUCUGGUCAGUUUACUGGCCAUCUUCAUUUUCUUCCUGCACUGUCCCAAUAUACCCAUGGCAGGGGUGAACACGCCAUACCAGAGCACUCCUCUGGAAUUCUAUGAGCACUACGAACGCCUGUACUAUCAUCCAUAUGGAAGCAAGGGCUCGAACAUCAGUUUUGUGCUGCAGCAUAAUCUAACAGCGAGUUGUAACGCGGCGUGCAGUUGUGUGACUGAGUUUUACAAUCCUGUGUGUGGGGCAGAUGGACUGAUGUAUUACUCUCCCUGCCACGCUGGCUGCAGUAGCAUCAACCACACCUACACUCAGUCUGGCAAACAGGUGUUUUCUGGCUGCAGCUGUAUUUUGGGGAACGUGUCAGGGGGGGAGCAGGGAUUUGCUCUGGCAGGAAAAUGCGGUUCCUCCUGUAACCACAUGCCGAUCUUCCUCGCCUUCCUCUUCGUUGUCAUUUCCUUCACAUUUCUGUGCAGCAUUCCAGCGCUCACUGCCACUCUCAGAUGUGUUCCUGACAGUCAGAGGUCUUUUGGUCUGGGCAUCCAGUGGAUUGUGGUGCGGACACUGGGUGGGAUCCCAGGCCCAAUUGCAUUUGGCUCCAUGAUUGACAUUUCAUGCCUGCUGUGGCAAGAGCAGUGUGGAGAACAGGGCUCGUGUUAUCUCUACCAGAACUCCGCCAUGAGUCGAUACAUGCUCAUUGCUGGCAUUGCAUACAAGGCCUUGGGCACUUUGUUUUUCUUGCUGGCCAGUGUGCUCUAUCAGCCCCCCCCAGAAUCUCCUCAAAGCAGCUGUGAGAGCACAGACCAGGGGGCUGGGGAUGGUAUCGGGGGCCCUGCAGAUCUACCAGUCAAAGACCUCUCUGCAGAGAUCAUUCCCAAUGUCCACACAAGGUUGUGA